CAGAGCUGGCACAGCACCGUCAGAACAGCCUGAACCGGGUACGAGCCGCGAUAGCCUCCGCACGUGCGCACCGCCUCCUGACUCGGAUCCCUGCCGGUCCGUCACGGCCCGUGGGGGCGCGCGGCGACACAACCCGACACGUUCAGCGUGAUUUAAUCUUUUGCUUCUCCUUGUCUAGGUGAACUACUGCCCCCCCCCACCCUUCCUCCCUCAAUCUCCCCACCCUCCGCAAAAAAAGAAUAACUACAUCAACAGUGGAGACGGGAGAACUGCACUCAUUGUGGGCACAGCUGGAGAAGAUUCAGUCGUUUGCUGGGGGGGGGGGGGAAUAACAGAUCGCUACUGUCCUGUCCACAUCGGCUCUGUGAGGGAGGGGGGGAGAGACGGGACCUCUGCGCCAGGAAGAGUCGCUCCUGUGCCGUGCGGCAUUGCGCGGAGAGCAGCCAGAGACACAGCAGAGGCACUCAAAGCGCCGGAGGUGUCAAGGAAGGUGGAGGAUAUUUUACGCACAGCAGCACUCGGGUAGUGCACCCCCCCCUCUCUCUCUCUCUCGCUCUCUCUCUCUCACACACACACACACGCGCGCGCGCACACACACACCCGACACGCGGGCCACUGACCGGGACUCUCCUGCUCGCUUUAGAAACUACAACACAGUCUCUUCGCCCCUCUUGGUCGGAUUUGCACUUGACGAAGCUCACAUGAUGGAUUCCUUCAUCGUCGCGGCUCUGGCGGUGUGCUCUCUAACGGCACCAGCCUGCGGGGACAAAGGGACCAGCAAAGCUCGGAGUUGUUCGGAUAUCAGGCAGUUUUACAGCGGCAAAGGAUUCGCUCUGGACGGUGUCCCUCAGUCCGAAAUAUCAGGGGAGCACCUGCGCAUCUGCUCCCAGGGGUACACCUGCUGCACCAGUGACAUGGAGGACAACUUGGCCACGCAGAGCCGCAGGGAGAUGGAGGGACUGCUGAAAGAGGCCGGCCGAACCUUGCAGACCUCACUCAUGGGACAGUACAAGGCCUUCGAUGGUUACUUUCUGGGAGUGCUGAACCGGUCUGCGAUUCAACUUCAGGAAACCUUCCUCGCCACUUAUGGCUUACUGUAUUCCCAGAAUUCCGAGGUCUUCUCUGACCUGUACAACGAUUUGAGGCACUACUACCGAGGCUCCAACGUCAACCUGGAAGAAGCGCUCAACGAAUUCUGGGCCAAGCUUCUGGAGAAGCUCUUCCAGACAAACCAGCAGUUUUACAUAGGUGAGGAUUACCUGGAGUGUGUGUCCAAGCAGAUCGAGACGCUACGUCCCUUCGGAGACACACCCCGUGUGAUGAAGACGGCGGUCACGCGCACAUUCGUGGCCGCGCGCUCCUUCGUUCAGGGACUGGUGACCAGUGGGGAGGUGGUGCGCAAAGUGUCCCAGGUGCAGCUGACCCCGAACUGCGUGCGGGCCAUGAUGAAGAUGACUUACUGUCCCCACUGCCGCGGCGUGGCCUCUGCCAGGCCUUGUGCCAACUACUGCAGCAACGUCAUGAAGGGCUGCCUGGCCAACCAGGCCGACCUCGACACCGAGUGGAAGCAUCUGGCAGAAACUUUGAUCGAGGUGGCCGGACGCUUUGAUGGCCCAUCUGGUGUAGAUGCCGUGGUCCUCUCCCUCCCCAUUCGCAUAUCAGAGGCCAUGUUAACCAUGUCGGAGAAUAUGCAGACCAUCAACAGCAAGUUGUUCCAGGCAUGUGGCAACCUCAAAGAGGGAAAAUCCGGCAGCACAGGAACCGUGAAAGGGGGGGGUAUGGGCACGGUGGAGAACACGAUGGGGACCAGCCCGGACAAGAUGGUCAAACUGGUGUCUGACGUAACCGCGAGGCUGAGGGACAUGCAGCCGUACUGGGUCACCCUCCCCGGCAUGCUCUGCAGUGACAGAGUUGCCACCGGAACAGGGGCCGAGGAGAAGUGUUGGAACGGCAUGAGUCGUGCUCGGUACCUUCCUGAGGUGUUGGGCGACGGCCUCGCCAGCCAGAUCAGCAACCCGGAAGUGGAAAUCGACAUCACCAAACCAGACAUGAAGAUACGUCAACAGAUAAUGCAGCUGAAGAUCAUGACGCACCGCCUGAGGAACGCUCUCAACGGCCAGGAUGUGGACUUUCAGGACACCAGCGACGACGUCAGCGGUUCGGGGAGCGGAAUGUGCGGCGACAACGUGUGUUCCCGCGUGCCGCGCCCUGUUGUCCCCGUCACCAACCGACCCACAUACUACGACCCCUACCCUCCAGAAAACAAGAAGGUGAAAAGCUCCAACGGCAGCCAGAACCUCCCCAGCAUCACCGUCUACCUGCUGCCGUUGCUCGUCCUGCUGCUCCGGCGAUAAUUGACGGGGGAAUCUGCCAACCGGGACUGAGUUUGGGACAUGGGGGGUGGGGGGGGGUCGUGGGAGAGUCUGAAAGGGGAUGGGAGGGGAGAUGGUGGGAGUUAGUUACUUUGCCAAAACUAAAUAAGUAAAAGGAAACGACAACAAAAAAACAAAAAAAAUCACUUGGAUGCACUUCGUGUUGGUUUUGGGAUUAGAACAAAAUGGAUUAUUCAUACGUUUUUUGGGUUCCGCUUGUUCCUUUUCCUUUUUGCUAUAUUAUGACACCAUUAGAGCUGGUCUUUUCGCAUCUUCUAAUGAUUUGUUUCUGGUGUUUGGGUUUUCUGAGAUUAUAUCUGUACCUAAAACAUGUGUAAGACUAUAUUGCUAACAGUAUGUUGGUGUUGACACCAUGGGGAGAGGGAGAACGAGGGCACUCAUAUUUGUAAUUCCCCUCCUUUAAAACCGCACUUAUGUUCAGUAGAAUCAUUUAUUUAUCAAUAAGCCAUCAACACAAACCACAAAACAACAAAUGAAAUACAAUAUUGCUGACUUUUGAAGCAGGACGAUCGGGACGGGACGACCCGGCAGACCUCUCAUAGGGGGCCUCGCACUCUCACAGCGUCAGCACCUUUUUUGCUGUAAUAAAACCCCUGAUCACAUCCCCCACCGACAUGAUCGUCUAAUGUAGGAGUCACCGCAACACUGUCUGCCACCCCAUCCGUCCACUCAUCCCCCCCGCCCCCCUCCCUCCUCCGACCCCUGACCCCUCCACUCCUGCUGGGGCAGAAUCUCCCUCUCUGCAGGAUGAGCUCCGCGGAGUCCGGUGUAAGCGAAACGCACGCCGGGGGGGGCCGCGCCGGGGGUCUCGGGUGACAGCAGCACGCGGAACGGGGUCGCCGGUUUCACGUUGCGCUCGCGGUUGGGGAUGGUUUUAGAAGCGCGUGGCCUGAACAGACAUGUCCACAGAAGCACAAGCGGAGGCACCGCUGGCCCUGUGGCGCUUCUCUCUUUUCUUUUCCCCUCCGUGUGCACAGCAGAGCUGAAAUGACGUUUUAACGACCUUCAGAAAGCCCCCCCCCCCCGCACUCCUGUGAUCAGCACCGUAUUUGCUAACUUGCAGUAGGAUGUGUUUUUUGGUUUAUUUGCAGCAAUGAGCCGUGCCGCGGGAAAAAAAAAAAAAAAAAGCCACGCAGUGGUCGUCUUUGAAUGGUCCCUCUGUUUGAAUGGCAUCGCAGUGUGCACAUUUGUGUUCCUCCUUUGUUGUUUUCCAGUAAGAAAAUAGCCAACUGAGCGUACAACACGCGAUGACAUUGUUUGCUAGAACCCUUUGUUCCAUUCAUCAUCUGUCGUGGCGUUUCCGUAUCUGCCUUCCAUUUUUUUCCCCCCCUUUUCUCUCUCGGUGCCUCUUGAUUCCCAAACCCUCAUCAGUCACGACGACCUUUGGGGCGUUCCUCGUGCUUCUCCGUGGCGGCAGGGCAAAACGACAGUGACACGGCGCUUCAUUAGGUGUCACCCUUACUGGGAAUGUUGUUGUGGGAACACAGUGUAAGACACACACACACACACACACACACACACACUGAAGUGUCAAAGCUCUCGUUUUAAGGGGCGUCGUGCGCAGGGCGGUGGGGAGACGCCCGCGUGGAUGGGUGUGGUCGAUGGAAGCUUUAAGUGUGGAUGGCGCAAAGCAUAUUGAGAAAUAUUGGACUGACACUGUCUGAUUAAGCGUAAUUCAACUGACAGCAAUAAAGAGGUUGAUAUUGCUCAUUUUUUUACAACCGCUAACUGCAAUUACUGCCGAUCUUUGCUCGUGUGCAUCGCAAAAGUAUAUGCGUUUUACUGGUAUUAUGAAAGAAUUAUAGGUUUUAUUCGCUUUAUCAAAAGAACUAAAUGAUAAUAUUGCAGAUCCAAUUAAGUUGGUGGGGUCUCUGUCGAAGCUUGAGAAGCGCAUCUGGUAAUGUUAAUUACUGCUCUGAAUUAUGGUGAGGCUGUUGCGGUUAGCUGACAUGAUGCUUUGGAGAUAUUUCCCUGUUUUUGACGUGCUUAAUUAAUGGAUGCGUCUGCGUGCGAGUGCCGGUCCUUCUUCUUAGUUCCUUCGUAAAAGAAAUCUGCCUGGGACUGCCUUUGACACUCGGCCUGGGGUCAAUGGUCUUCGGAUGUCAAAGUCAGAUACAGUAUUACAUGGUCCAGUGGGGAGGAAAAUACACAUUUUGAUCAAAGAACAAU
Molecule: messenger RNA, 4562 nt
Organism: Pungitius pungitius (ninespine stickleback)
Lineage: Eukaryota; Metazoa; Chordata; Actinopteri; Perciformes; Gasterosteidae
Gene: gpc1b
Product: glypican 1b
Exons: 10
Coding region: 702-2354 (550 amino acids)
Biological process (GO): negative regulation of fibroblast growth factor receptor signaling pathway; regulation of protein localization to membrane; cell migration
Cellular component (GO): synapse; extracellular region; plasma membrane
Molecular function (GO): fibroblast growth factor binding
Source: RefSeq, a predicted model, not a curated record